Molecule: messenger RNA, 1419 nt
Organism: Letharia columbiana
Lineage: Eukaryota; Fungi; Ascomycota; Lecanoromycetes; Lecanorales; Parmeliaceae
Exons: 1
Coding region: 1-1419 (472 amino acids)
Source: RefSeq, a predicted model, not a curated record
AUGAAUUGUCCUCACCCUGACUCGGUCAUACCGCCUGGCACACAUUGUGUCAACCUCGAAAGUCGCCAGUGCUCCGACCCAAAGCACUUUCAUCUACAUUACGAGCCUGCGGCCAAUCUCCGAAAAACCAAGCAAACUCCAAAGGGUCGUGGUGGUCUCUACGGGCUUGGAAAGCACGGGGAGGAAAGGUACUGCGUAGGGUGCCUCGAGAAAAUGCUUGAAGAGCAUCGUCGACGCCUGCAACGCAAAGACCCCCAGGCCGUAUUUCUACCGGGUCAUCCAAUCUUUGAGAUCGCCUACUGGAUCAUUGGCGACCAGCGUGUCAUCCCGAGUCGCGGUGGAAGAUUCACAUUGAGAUCGUUCAAGAUCUACGGCCUCGAGCUUUGGAAAGCGCGGUGGCUAUGGAAUUGUUGUGACGCCAAUCCCGACUACGUCUUGACACAGACCCCUGGUCGGACAGUUAUGAUCCAACACUUGCCUGGGCGGUACCCUAAAGCCAUCUACCUUCAGCCAGAAGACAAAGAUUACAGGGGUUUGUUCGAUGACAAUACCGUUGGCGAGAUCUCGAGCGAUGAGGUGGAUCAUUGCAGCCUUACUGAGGUGCUGGGCAAGCUGGAUGCUUGUGCAGUGGCCCAUGAGAGGCUAAAAGCCCAACUAAGCGCUGCCCGAAAGCUCGCGGAAAAGUCUGCGGCGGAUGCAAGAAGAGCCGAGUGUCAUCGCAAGAUAAAUGAGAGAGCAGACAGGCAAAGGCAGUGGGAAGAGAUCGAGAAAGCGAGCAUCAUCUACAAGCCUCGACCUAGAACGGUGCCAGUCGUGCGGUGCUCGACGCCUACACCCGCGCCAAAGAGCCCAAGGAAGGCUCCAGUCGUUGGGGACGAUAUCAUACGAAAGUCCUCCCUCGUGGCUUCAGACGCCCUCCUCUUUAGCCAGAACUGUGAGAUUGGGGCCACAUUAUCGGCAAAAAGCGCUACAGCAAUCCCAAGCACUGGCCAGAGGCGUCAUGAUAUCCAACGCAUCGAGAUGGCUACAGACGUUCCAGCCACGAACGAGCAUCUUGCAAGGGGCACUGCAGAUGGCAACAGGCCCCUCAGUAUCAUGACAGCCGGGCUUACUAUUCACGGAACUGUACGCCCUCCAAUUUCAAAAUCCGCCCGAACAAGCCCGAAAGGCAAUCAAAAAGGCGAUUUGGUCACUGAUGGCGUGGAUGAUGUUGUUCUUGAAGGCCGAGGAAAGCCUGGAAGCAAAGCAAUCGACCCUUUCGAAGAGGCAGACAUGGGAGACAGUGUCGAUAUACGGCCCAGAGAACAGUCCGAAGGGAGUGGUGAAUACUCUGAAGAUGACAAGAAGCCAUUCGAUACCGCCACAGCUUGUUCUACUAGCCUCGAAAAACUGCUUCCUGCAACGCUCGAAAACGCCUGA